Molecule: messenger RNA, 1632 nt
Organism: Peniophora sp. CBMAI 1063
Lineage: Eukaryota; Fungi; Basidiomycota; Agaricomycetes; Russulales; Peniophoraceae
Source: the annotation of a GenBank genome assembly
AUGGACGACCCAGCGUCUACCGAUACCGUGGCCGCUCGUAGACACGCGAACGCCCUCCGCCCCAUCUCCAAGCUUCCACCGGAGCUCCUCGCCCGCAUCUUCUGCGCGUACGCUGCCCUACCCAAGUAUAACGAGGCCCCGUCAGCGGCCGAAUACUCGUUGGAGGACAAAGUCAUCAGCUAUCGGCGUCAGAUAGGGACCGGAUGGUUGGAUAUCGUUCAAGUCUGCCACGAGUGGCGCGAGACUGCGUUCGAGUGCCCCGCCCUGUGGUCGAGCGUGCCACUUCCGCUCGAUUGGGGCCAGCACUGGGCGCGCCAGUUUUCUGCUCGCUCUGGAGCUCUCCCUAUCGACAUUGUCGUGGGCCGGGAGCCAGAGAGAAGGGGACUAAUGGGCGAUUGGGUCGAGGAUUUCGUCAAGGCUCACAAGUUUCGCCUUCGAAAGCUGGUCGUCGGGUUCUUUGUGGUUGAUAAGAACUGGAUCCACGAGCUCGACGUCGACACCCCCGUUUUAACACACGUCGACGCCGGUUACUCCUACUCUUGGCCCGGAGACUACGCGGAAUAUAUACACGGUGGUUCUUUCGCAGCGCCUAAGCUACGCGACCUCGUACUCUUCAGUUUUUCCCCCGAUCUAUCUCGGGCGUCGUGGCCGAAUCUCAGGAAUUUGCAGCUGGGAGGCCGUGAACCGUCGGUCGACGUCUCUCUCCUCCUAUCCGCCCUUGCUACAGCUCCUCUCUUGGAACGCCUCCUGAUUGGCCAAGUCCACCGUGCCUCUCCGACCUCUACGCAGUCAACCAUCCCCAUGAUCCACCUCGAUCACUUGGAACGCAUGGAUGUGACCGGCCAGUUCGGCGGCGUCAUGACCGUCUGGAAAACGCUUGUCGUUCCGUCUUCGGCCAUGGUCCGGUUCUCGUUUGAGGAGCCCACGGAUGAGGAUGAUCGCGAAGGAGACUUGAAUACAGUCUUGACUGCGACGCGCCGACACAUGGAUCGCUCGGUACACCCUCUUCCAGGCCUUUCUCUCCAGUCAUACCAGGACACCAUCACCAUCGCCGCCUAUAGAGAACGCGAGGAUUCAGAGGAUAUACUACCAUUCAAGGAGGAUACAAGCGUCAUCAAAGUGGAAUACUACCAGUGCUCUUCAUACGAGCUUCCCUCCGUCAUGCGUGCGCUGCCCAUGCACGCUUGUAAAUAUCUGCAACUCUCCGCGAUGAUCGAACGGUUCUGGUGGGACCGCGUCCUGGCAGAGACGGCGCACAUCGAGGCGCUUUGCUUGUCCGAUUCCAACCCGGAAACGACCGAGAACUUGGCAAAGGCUGUGUCGUACUCCUUCGACGACAAGGGCGAAACCGACUCUACGUUCUUCCCUCGUCUUCACACAUUGCACCUAUACCGUGUUCUAUAUGGCUCUCGGAGUGACAGUUCUCAACCGGAUGUCGUCCCUCCGGCGUUGGUUGCAUUGCGCGAGUGGCUUGAGCGGCGGGAUCACUGCGGCGUACGGAAGCUCAGGAUUCAGGGAUGCAGCGUGUUUCCCGAAUGGGUGGAUAUGUUCAGACAGAUUGAUGGUCUGGCUGUUGAAUGGGAUGGAGAUGUCCGGCUCUGCAUGGGACCUAGUCUUGGUGCUACCUCGUAG